AUGCUAUUCGCACGCGAGCAUGAGACGCCAUCCAACAAGUCUCCCGUCGUGCGGGCGGUGUCUAUGAUAUUGAUGGUAGUCACGGUUUUCUCAGUCUUUAUUCGCCUUCUUACUCGACUUGCUGCCGUCAAGAGGCUUAAAUUCUCCACAUUCUUUACUUCUGAUGAGAUAAUGAUACUCACGGCAAUGAUUUUUGCAAUUGCUCAAUCGACAGUAGUCUAUUUACAGGGCUCUAAUGGGUUAGGCAAGCUUGAUGUAUCGCCAUCGCAAGUGUCUUACAUAUUAACGCGCCAACUCGGAUCCGAUGUACUCUUCUUCAUCACUCUUGGGUUGUCAAAGCUUUCCGCCAUGACCACCAUUUGGAACAUGUCGCCUCUCUCACACAAGAAGAUCUUGUCGAUUCAGGUACUCAUUGGAGGUUGGGUCAUAUCUGCGGCAUUGGUGAGAAGCUUUGCCUGCUCGUUGUCAAGUCCAUGGGAUUAUAUCAAUGGACGAUGUAUUAAUAUGGUAUAUUCUCCCAAAUUUUCAUCAAAUGCUUCUAAUGAUAUACAGGUAGCCUUCUGGAUUUAUGUCGACGCGGUGAAUAUUGCCACCGAUCUUCUGAUUACGGCUUUCACUCUUGGGAUAAUGGUCCAUCUACAAAUGCCUAUGGGGACCAAAGCCAUGGUUGUGGGAGUGUUUGGAUCUCGCAUUCUAACAAUCCCACCAACGAUAUCUCAUAUAGUUUAUUACAACCGCACGCUGAAGUCAUCAAACCCCAUAUUUGACAUGUGGAUGUCAACAAUCAUCAAUCAGGUGAUACAAUGCCUCGGCGUCAUGACAACCUGCAUCCCUUUCUGGUGGCGCUUUCUGAAGAGUUUGGAGUCUGGACAAAUGGGAGCAGGUGAUAUUUUCGGUGCAUUGAGCAGGAGCGACAAUACCAAGAGCGGGGGAACUUCAUCUCGGGGGCAGGCCUUUGAGUUGACAGGUAGACCGAGCACGGCAAAAUUUGGUAGGAUGUGGGACACGGAUGUGGCACGGCAGAACAGCCAGGAAGCCCUUGUCGAUCCUUCUGCUGGUACAGGGAAUUAG
Fusarium venenatum is the source of this 1071-nucleotide messenger RNA. The record is from RefSeq and is a predicted model, not a curated record. Lineage: Eukaryota; Fungi; Ascomycota; Sordariomycetes; Hypocreales; Nectriaceae.